CACAGCGCCUUCCCCCGUAGCUCUCUCAUCCUCUGACCCUGUCUGCCUCCCCACUUCUCUUGCUCUGUUUGUUGCCUCACUCCCACUUCUUCUCUGUGCCUCUUCCUGUUCUCAACACUACUCAAAUCUGCCCCUGAUUACCGCGUGGCAGUGCUUAGAGGAGGUCACUUACCGAUCUGUUUUUACUUGAGUUGAUUAGCUUUGGUUAUUUGUUAUUUCUUUGAUUGUUACCAUUCACACAGCUUUUAUAUGCAUUGAACCAUCCUGCCGGCCCACGAUGGAUGCAGAUUCUCUUUCUUGCACAAUAUGCAGCAAGAAACCUCACUUUAGUGAUUUAUCCCAUCUUCUGACCCACAUUGCCUCAAAGGCCCAUUUGGCCACCUACUUCAAGCUUCAGGUCAAGAGUCGCCACGACUCGGAUGCACGACAGACUCUAGCGUUAUACGACCGCUGGUACCAACAGAAUGGCCUUGCGAAAUCGCUUUCCGACCGCAUGGCAACGUCCUCCAAAGCAAAGGGGAGGCGACGGAGCUCCAGGCAGACUGAGCCGACCGAGGAUGCUGGAAAUAUAAAGAACGAGCCGGUUGGUUCAAAAUUUCCAGCACUGUCAGACUGCAAUGAUCAUACAGAGCACCGAUCAGCACAAUGGCCUUUCUUUGAGGAUAAUAUCGAUCCUCGUCUAUCCAACAUGCAGCAUCCGAUUCAUCAACCCAGUGUCGAUGAGAUGUCCUACGCGGCAGCGUCCUCAUUUUCCGAUCCAUACGAGCACACCUUUAUUAAGGUCGAAUCAGACUCUUUAUAUGAAUGGAAGGAAUAUCAGCCAGGGAACCUUCUUCAGAGAAACGCUGUCGAUCAUCCUGAACUGGAAGAAAGCCAUCCUUUUGGUUUUCGUCCUAGGAUUCAUCGGACACCGCCUCCAAUGUUUUCUCAUUCACCUAUGGAUUCGAAGCCACAUAUUAUUGGAGAAUCAAAAUCAGAUGAAAUGAUGAGGCUGAAAGGUAUUCAGUGGCCAGGCAUGGACAUCUUUGAUGCCGCUACAGAAUCGAUGAAGCGCCAGAGAAACCAGAAAAAAGAUGCAACUACCUUUAAGGCAAUGGAAAAGUCAUCAGAUGCUACCGAGCCGAAUGAGAUGGUAUUCUCGCCUUCUGGAACUCUUCGAAAGGAACGUGAGAUCACAGGGUAUGUAGAAGACGAAGACGACUUGCUACCUGGAGAGUGGUCUAUCCCAAAGCCACGCCGAGACCGUCGCGACCGCCGUGACCGCAAUGGUCUCGACAUUUACUCAAAUGCCACUAGGUAUGGUAGUAGACUAACCGCACGCGUUGCGUUACUUGAUUCGGAUCCUAAUCGAAAUGUCCUGAGUGGUCGAAUCACCAAGAAAGGACAUCAACCUAAGCAUCAAAUCAGCCGAGAACUUGCAGGUCAAGAUUUAGUAAUCGCCGGCAGAUCUUUGAAUAAAAACAGUCGAAAUACUGUCAACGGCUUUGGUGGUCUCAAAAAGGAUGAAAAUGUCGAUCUACAGCUUUCAAUUGAAGCGACUAGUCAAAGGCGUGGAUCUCGCCUACAGGUAUUCAAAGACAUGGACCAGCCUGUGAGAGAGCCAAAGGAUAACACGAUUGCCCCUAAUCUUAUUGAUGCUACGACUUCCCGUGGUGAACCCUUUAGGAUGGCAUACUACCAGAGCACACCAAACGCGAUCAAUACUCUGUCAGCAGCAAAUGAUUACGAACAGUUUCCAUCCUCCCUUAGUCAGUCAGGCUUGCCAACCGUUCACGACUACUCUCAAGAUCAUCCUAGUCUCUCUAGAACUCAGAUGAGAAACAUCGACAGUAUGUAUUUGAUAGAUUCCUCUUCGGGAUUGAACAGGCGGGGGCUGCAUGAUCCACUCAUUAGUGGAGAUGUGCUUCAUUACCGAUGGGACUGGCAUGAAUCGGAUGCAGGUCGUGAGGAUUACAAUUCGAAUGAGUCACUGCUGAGUAGUGGCCUUCUUUACAACCGCGCAGCAUCAUCAGGUAGUACUAUUUACGACGACGAAGCCGAGAGUAAAAACCGCCUUUGGGUGGAUGGGACUUGCGCUUAAAGACAAACGUACGAGGUUCCGAGAAUGUAGGUUAGCGCAACUGGAGGAGCAAUUAGUGAUGCAUCGUUGACCGACUGAGUCCAAUAUACAUGUGCUUAUGCUUGGCUUCAAUCCUCUUCCUCUGAUAUGCGCGGUUCUCGCGGAAGGAUUCAUCAAUGGGCAGCUUUGAGUCUCAUAAAUAGGCUUCUGUGAUGAACACUUUUGACACAAAGUUUGAUAAAGAUGAUUAUGCAGUAUAUCUACUAUAAUAUUUUCUUAUGUAGCGGAAUACAAAAUCAAGCCAUGUUUCA
Molecule: messenger RNA, 2370 nt
Organism: Talaromyces proteolyticus
Lineage: Eukaryota; Fungi; Ascomycota; Eurotiomycetes; Eurotiales; Trichocomaceae
Exons: 1
Coding region: 278-2080 (600 amino acids)
Source: RefSeq, a predicted model, not a curated record